This is a messenger RNA of Miscanthus lutarioriparius, 762 nucleotides long. The record is from the annotation of a GenBank genome assembly. NCBI's taxonomy places the organism in Eukaryota, Viridiplantae, Streptophyta, Magnoliopsida, Poales, Poaceae.
AUGGUGUCACCGGCGCCGGGAGGGAAGGAUGCAGGGGAGGGCGGCGGCAAGGCGGAGUGGCUGAUCUACGCUUUCGUGGCGCGCGGCACCGCGGUGCUGGCGGAGUACACGGAGUUCACCGGCAACUUCCCCGCCAUCGCCGCGCAGUGCCUGCAGCGGCUACCCGCCGGGUCGUCCUCCGCCAGCACCGGCCCUGACGGCCGCGGCGGCGCGCCGGUACGGUUCAGCUACGCCUGCGACGGGCACACAUUCAACUUCCUCCUGCAUCGCGGCUACGCCUAUUGUGUAGUUGCGAAGGAAUCCGUUCCAAAGAAUGUCUCAGUGGCAUUUCUUGAGAGGUUAAAAGAUGACUUCAUGAAGAGAUACGGUGGUGGUAAAGCAGAUACAGCUCUUGCAAAAAGUCUAAAUAAAGAAUAUGGACCAGUUAUAAAGAAGCACAUUCAGUAUGUUCUUGAUCAUUCAGAGGAACUAGAUAAAACGUUAAAAGUGCAAGCCCAAGUUUCAGAAGUUAAAAAUAUCAUGUUAGACAACAUAGAAAAGACUUUGGGCCGUGGAGAAAAGUUGAGUGAACUCCAUGACAAGACUUCUGAUCUACAUAGUCAGGCCCAGGAGUUCAAGAAACAGGGGGUGAAGAUCCGUAGGAAGACAUGGCUACAGAAUAUGAAAAUUAAGUUGGUGAUUCUUGGAAUCCUUUUGCUCCUUGUAAUCAUAGUCUGGGUAUCUGUUUGUCAAGGCUUUGACUGCACCAAGCAUGAAACAUAG